Cyphellophora attinorum is the source of this 1836-nucleotide messenger RNA. RefSeq names its product Laccase-1. Gene Ontology annotation, molecular function: oxidoreductase activity; copper ion binding. The record is from RefSeq and is a predicted model, not a curated record. The transcript is spliced from 3 exons. NCBI's taxonomy places the organism in Eukaryota, Fungi, Ascomycota, Eurotiomycetes, Chaetothyriales, Cyphellophoraceae. Bases 1 to 1836 code for a protein of 611 amino acids.
AUGGUCUUCACACGGUUGGUGGGAGCCGUGUCACUCCUAACCUUUGCUCUUAAUGCUUUCGCCGCGCCACAUGCGGUGCAAUUCACCAAACGUGCCGACACUGUCAAGUUCGAGGUCGACCUCACGUGGGAGGAUGUCAACCCCGCCGGCGGCGCAACGAAGAAGGGUAUCUUGAUCAACGGGACAUCACCGGGUCCGGCCUUGAAACUCAAUCUCGGGGACAGCGUUGAGUUCUUGGUUCACAACAACAUGGAUGAGCCAACGACCAUCCACUUCCACGGGAUCUCGCAAGCAAAGACGCCAUGGUCAGACGGUGUUCCAGGUCUCUCGCAAAAGGCCAUCCAACCUGGCGACUCAUUUCUUUAUCAAUGGGAGGCAGACGAGGCUGGCACAUAUUGGUACCAUGCUCAUUACCGCUCUCAGAUCAUCGACGGCUGCUUCGGAGCUAUCGUUAUCAAGAACAGCAAGGACGCUCCGCGCCCAUGGUCCUUUAUCAGCAACGACACUGAAGUCCAGAAGCAGCUGACUGCGGCUGAUGAUUCAUUGCAACCAGUCUUCGUCAGCGACUACGUUGACAUGACAUCUGCCGAGCUUCACGCCACUGAGGAAAAAGGCAACCUCGACAUUGCCUGCGUCGAUGCCAUUCUGAUUAACGGCAAGGGCUCAAGGAUCUGCAAGACCCAGGACGAGAUCAACGCUUUGACAAGCCCUCGCUACGCCAACCUUCUUUCCAGUGUCCCUUCAGGACAGCUUACGGGCAAAGGCUGCUUGCCUCCUCUUCCCCAGACGCAAGGCGCCAACUUCACCUUCGACGUCAGCGCAAUUCCCAGCAGCGUUUACUUUGACUGCACAGCAUCCGAAGGCAACCAGACCAAGAUCGAGGUCGACGCCUCUAAGGGAUGGGCCGCAAUUACAUUCAUCGGUUCCGCUGGCAUUGAACUCUUCAAGUACACCAUUGACGGUCACAAAUUCUGGGUCUAUGCUAUUGAUGGUCAAUAUGUUGUUCCUCAGCUUGUUGACACCGUCGUCCUCAACAAUGGCGACCGUCAGACUGUCAUGAUCAAGCUUGAUCAGCCAGCUGCUGACUACACCAUCCGUGUCACCAACCAGGGUCUCAACCAGAUCAUCUCCGGCUACGCCACACUCAGCUAUAAGGGUGCCGUGUCGGCCGCUGGUCAAGGCGACUCGCUCGCGAUCAUGGACUACGCAGGUACCAACAAGACGCUGCCAUUGAUGUUCGCACCUCCCAAGGCCGUCCCUUUCCCUCCUCGCAAUAUGUCCCAGACUGUUGACCAGACAUUCAUCUUCACGACAAAGAAGAUGUUGAACCCUUACACCUGGACCCUGACUGGCUCGGAGACGUUCAACGUCACCCGUGAAGAUUCCACGCCUCUCCUGUUCGAACAACCAUCUGCUAUUCCCGAGGAUCAGGUUAUCAUCCGCACACAGAUGCCGCAUCCUUUCCACAAGCACGCCAACAAGGCGUACCUUAUUGGACAGGGCGUCGGUGAUUUCCCAUGGUCUUCCAUCGCUGAGGCUCAGGCUUCUGGCGCUCUGCCUCCUACUGCUAUCAACACGAAGGCUGCUCCUCUCCGUGACGGCUUCACAUCUCCACCUGCCGAGGGCAACUCCACCUGGAUCGCCGUCCGCUACCACGUCGAGGCUCCCGGUGCCUUCCUCUUCCACUGCCACGUUCAGACCCACAUGAACGGCGGUAUGGCCUUCGCUAUCCUCGACGGUGUCGACAAGUGGCCCGAGGUUCCCGAGGUCUACUUGAACGGCACCGGUAUCGCCAGCAAGCUGCAGAAGAAGGGCAAGACCCACCCUAGCUCGUAA